Messenger RNA from Macadamia integrifolia, 2309 nucleotides. Its product is annotated as heat shock factor protein HSF30-like. The transcript is spliced from 3 exons. The record is from RefSeq and is a predicted model, not a curated record. Lineage: Eukaryota; Viridiplantae; Streptophyta; Magnoliopsida; Proteales; Proteaceae. Bases 137 to 1390 code for a protein of 417 amino acids. Gene Ontology annotation, biological process: regulation of transcription by RNA polymerase II. Gene Ontology annotation, cellular component: nucleus. Gene Ontology annotation, molecular function: RNA polymerase II cis-regulatory region sequence-specific DNA binding; DNA-binding transcription factor activity.
CCAUCUAUAUAUAAACGCACUCUCUCUCCCCCUCCUCCCCCCAACUGGUAUUCUUCUAACCGCUAUAUUCUUUAAAUUCACUGUGACCGAUCCACUUCACCUACUCGAUCAUCUUCCCAUUUCGUUACAGGAGAGAAUGGAACGGAUAAAGGUUGAAGAAGAAGAAGAGGUCGUGAUUGUCGGUGGCGGCGGUGGCGGUGGUUCAUCGCCUUCAUCGUCUCCGUUUUCAUCUCCGGCGUUGGCACCUCAACCAAUGGAGGGUUUGCAUGACACCGGUCCUCCUCCUUUCCUAACCAAGACCUACGAAAUGGUGGAGGAUCCUUCCACCGAUUCCAUCGUUUCAUGGAGCAGAGCUCGAAACAGCUUCAUCGUUUGGGAUUCCCACAUGUUCUCCAGUACACUUCUACCCAAAUACUUCAAGCACAGCAAUUUCUCUAGCUUCAUUCGUCAGCUCAACACUUAUGGUUUCAGAAAGGUUGAUCCUGAUCGAUGGGAAUUUGCGAGUGAAGGGUUUCUUGGAGGACAGAAGCAUUUAUUGAAGACCAUCAAGAGAAGGAGACAUGUCACUCAUAACAUCCAGCAUCAGCAAGGAGGACGAGGACCUUGUGUUGAAUUGGGCAAAUAUGGCGGCCUCGAAGCUGAAAGAGACAGAUUGAGGAGGGACCGUAACCUACUCAUGCUCGAAAUUGUGAAGCUAAGACAGCAACAACAAUCUUCCAGAGAUCAACUCGUUACCGUCGAGGAACGGCUACAAGGUACAGAGAGGAAGCAGCAACAGAUGAUGACUUUCCUGUGUAGGGCUUUCAAGAACCCAUCUUUUGUGCAACAGCUUAUUCAGCUAAACGAACAGAGCAGAGAGCUUGGAAGCGGCGGCAUUGGGAGGAAACGGAGACUACCUCCCAGCCGGAGCACCGAAAACUUACAGGAGGAGACUGCAUCGGUGGCUGCAGCGGCAGAAGCUAUAGGCUCUCCCCAAUUUGUGAAUUUCAUCGGUCAAUCCCAGGAAGAAGUGGCCACCGUUGAAUCAGAAAUCGAGACUCUGUUCUCUGCAGCCAUUGAAAAUGGGUCGAGCAGCGGAAUUAAGGGCGAGAAGGUUGAUGCCAACAUGAGCAUGAAUAAUAGCGAUCCCGAUUUGGGUAAUAGUGCUAGCGAUUUAGCGUGGGAGGAAUUGCUGAACGAGGAUCUGAUUGCUGGAGAAGGAGAAGAAGAACUAGAUUUAGGGAAUAGUCAAUCAGAAAUUGAUGUGGAAGUAGAGGAAUUGGUUGCUCAACGGGGGAAUUGGGGUGGAAAUAUGGAGGACUUAGUGGAGCAAAUGGGAUAUCUGGGAUCUAAGAAAACCUCAAACCAGGCUGGAUUGGAUGGGUUGCAGGUAGUAGGUUCCUGGUCUUAAUGUCAACAUCUGCAUCUUCGUCUGUGCUUCCCAUUUCUGUUAUCAGCAGGGGAAGGGUUUGAAGAUGCGGGAGAAACUAAGAUGGGUUUCUUUCUUUUGUGUGUAAAUAUGAAAAGGGUUCAGAACCAAGACGUGCUCUUCUUCCCUCUUAGGUAGAAUGGAGGAUUGUUCUCGUAGUCUCAGCUGCCAAUGUUUAUCCCAAUCGCUUCUCUGGAUUCCCUUUCCCUUUCCAUCCCCUCUUUUCUCUCAUACACUUUCUACCCUUUAUUUUUGGUGUUGAAGCUACUGUUAGUACAGACUGAAGCUUUUACUAAUUUUGUACAGCUUGGUGUUUAAUAACUAAUUUACGUAAAUCCAUCAGUUUUCAACUACAGGCGAAGGUUAUUAAAUCCCUUUUCUCUUUUGAGUGUGAGGGAAGCAUUCCCAAUUGGUUUCUGAUUUACAGAUUUCAGUGCUGGUUGCAGAUAAGCUAAUACAUGGGCAGAAGAGUUUGCAGACCUCAGAAAAAAACAACACUUGAUUAAAUUUACAGAGUCUGAUUUCACCACAAUGUUCAGAACCUCAACUCCAAAGCAAGCUGAAGACCUAACCUCAUGGCUGGAGGUUCAGAAAAGGGGGCAGAUCUGAGCAAAAUUUGUCAAUGAUCAUCCUUGAUGAGAGCACCAUAAUCACCAGUUAUACCUUUGAUAAAGGGAAUAUCAGAAUUCAGUUUAGCAUAUCCAUGUAUGGGAGUGGUUCAAAAUGAGAUUUCUUGCGAGGGAUUGUUGAUAGGAGUGUAGUCAAUGAAGGCUACCACCAAAUCCUUGCAUCAUCCUAUUAACAAAGGAUAGAGUUCCAUUAGGAUUAGUUGAAGCAUUUUUUUUUUUCUUGUGUGUCGGAUCUCCCAAGAGUAACAUCAAAUUGGGUUAAUUUCCUGCAA